AUGGCAGUCGCCUUGAUAACUCUAGCAGGACUCGCAUGGUGGACAUUACCUUUCUAUGGCGCGACCAGUGAGAGUAGUGUUCGCUCGAAAGAGGAGUUUGGUUGGGAUCAGAUCACCUCUUCUCAAUCACUUACAUAUCAUGAUUGCUUCCACGGGUUCCAAUGCGCCCGUCUCGAAGUUCCGAUGGACUACAACCGAUCUGACGGACAAGGACGGCGCUUUGCGAUCGCCAUCACUCGCCUUCCAGCUAAGGUUCCGGUGACAGAUUCACGGUACGGCGGUGCAAUCUUAGUCAACCCAGGUGGCCCGGGGGGCUCGGGUGUCGCCCAGGUUCUGCGUGGUGGCAGAUCUUUACAAACCACUGUGGACGCGGAAGCAGACCCAAAUGUCGAGGAUCCAGAGAGGAUUUCGCAGGACAAGUACUUCGACAUCAUCGGGUUCGAUCCCCGUGGGGUCAAUAACACGACUCCAGGAUUCAGCUGUUUCCCGAACCUCUUUUCCCAGCGCAACUGGGAGCUGCAGGUGGCAGCGGAAGGCAUGUUGGGGAGCUCAGACGAUGCGUUCUGGCGUACCUGGGAUCGCGCGAUCGCUCUUAAUACAGGAUGCUCCGCCAGUUUGACCAUGCCGUCAAAGGAUGGAGAGGAAGCCUUGGGCGAGCAUCUCAAUACACCCCCGGUCGCUAGAGAUAUGCUCGAAAUUGCGGAGCGACACGGCGAAUGGCGUGAGAAACAAGGUUUAGCAGGACAGCGUCAACACGAUCGUGUACAUGGUUACGAUCCGAGGCAGACUUUAGUAGCCCGGACGAGAUGGAAUCAAGGACAGGAAAAGCUCCUGUAUUGGGGUCGGUCGUACGGGACCAUCCUAGGGUCCACAUUUGCAACUAUGUUCCCCGAUCGCAUUCAUCGGGCUGUUCUGGAUGCUGUGGUCGAUGCCGACAAGUACUAUCUGGGCCACGGGCCCAACCCUGUCGAGGAUGCUGAUGCCAUUUUCGAUCAAUUUACGCAUUACUGCAGUGCGGUCGGGGCGGAUAACUGUCCCUUCUAUGUCCCAGGAGGACCGACCGCCAUCAGGGAAGCCUACCUAGCCCUGGAAGACACUCUCCACAAUCGAUCCCUGCCAGUUCGCUCAUCGGCCACACGGGGCCCGGAGGUCGUGACAUGGAGUGAUUUGAAGAUCAUUCUGCGGAUUGCCGUGUAUCAGCCGAUGCAAGGGUUCUCUCUGCUAGCAAAGUUUGCGAGCGAGCUGGCCAAGGGGAAUGGCUCCGCCCUAGCCGACUUGAAGCAUGGAGGCCGCUCCCCGUCAUGCCCCUCGAGCCAGUGUCUUCAAGCCGGACCGUGGUCCGCUGAGUGUCAGGUUCCGGGGCACAAUGAAGCAUAUUCGAGCACAGCCAUUCUCUGUGCAGAUGCAGAGUAUUUGCAAAGUACCGGGGAAGAGGAGUUCAGGCAUAAUUGGGAGACCUUGCGAGAGGAUAGCUCCAUGAUCGGUGACUACUGGGCUGGGCUUCUGAUGAGCUGCGUGGGGUGGAAUCUGAAGCCGAAGUGGAAGCUCACCGGACCCUUUACGGCCAACACCUCUCAUCCACUGCUCUUCGUAAGCAAUACGCUCGAUCCGGUGACUCCUCUGCGGAGUGCCCGCAAAAUGUCCCGAAGCUUCCCUGGAUCUGUGCUCCUGCAGCAAGACUCUGAAGGUCACUCGACCCUUGCCGCGCCCUCGGUGUGUGUACAUAAAUUGAUCCGCAAGUAUUUUCAGACGGGCGAGUUGCCGCCGCCUGGCACAGUCUGCAAGGCAGACAUCAAGCCGUUGUUGGGUGCAUCUCCAACGGCCCAAGAACGAAGUGCAGGAGACCAGAGACUGUAUGACGCUCUGAUGGAGGAAGCGCAACGAAUGCCGAUAGCGCGGUUGCCACUGUAG
Messenger RNA from Aspergillus ibericus CBS 121593, 1911 nucleotides. Its product is annotated as putative proteinase. The record is from RefSeq and is a predicted model, not a curated record. Bases 1 to 1911 code for a protein of 636 amino acids. The transcript is spliced from 6 exons. NCBI's taxonomy places the organism in Eukaryota, Fungi, Ascomycota, Eurotiomycetes, Eurotiales, Aspergillaceae.